Messenger RNA from Oikopleura dioica, 654 nucleotides. NCBI's taxonomy places the organism in Eukaryota, Metazoa, Chordata, Appendicularia, Copelata, Oikopleuridae. The record is from the annotation of a GenBank genome assembly.
AUGAAAUCAUCCGAUUCUAUGUCACCUUUUUCAUACCAACAACUGCUUGGACCUCAAAAUGGUGCAUCUCGAAAUGAUGCAACGAUGAACUUCAAUGAUAACUCGUCAAUGCUCGGCCAGUUUUCGCCACCGACUACUCCAGAUUCCGCCCUUCAGCUACGCCGAGAAGCCAACAACGCUCGGGAACGAAUUCGAGUCAAGAAGCACCGCGAAUGUUUCAUGGAUCUCAAGGAUGUCAUCGGCCGACAUGUGAGCUUGGGCAAAGAUGUCAGUCGAUUGGCUUUGCUUCGUUCUGCAACGGAGUUGAUAAAGAAACUCGAACGAGAUAUCAUCUCAAUGUCCCAAGCCCAAAAUGAUUCUUCGCGACAAGGAUCAAUGUCGGAUCCUCCUAGCCCAGUGUCAACUGGAGCCAUGGGAAUGGCUACAUCUCCGGGAGCACCUCUUCGCUCUGCAAUGCCUGAUUUUCAAGCUGUUGGUCUUCCCCACCCAUUUGCUCCUGCACUCAACAACGCUAAUCCGACGCAGCUCUUCAACCCAACUCUUCCAAACAUCCCACAAGUUUCCGCAGCCCAUGCAAUGCAGUAUCAACACCUUCCUACUCUCAAUGAUCUCCAGCAAAACAUGGUCAACCAUCCAUUCGAAUACAUCAUGUGA